UUUGAAGUAAAAAGCUUUCUCUACUCCUCUCUUGUUUCCUCCACUUUAUUCUCCUCAAAUUCCAUUCUACUCUUUCACCCUACAUUGUCUUAUUUCUCAAUUUCUUUCUUCCCAUGAACAACCUAUUUUCUUCUCUUCUUCCUCUUUUUUAUUUCACCAUUCAUCUCUUAAAUUUCGGGAAUUGGCAGUUCCAGUAACUCCUGCUUUCAGUUGUUCAGAUCUUUGUUUCUUCUACAUCUGCAUUCUGUUGUAAGCAAAACCCACAAAAUCAUAUACUUCAACAACAUCCAUUAUUGGUAUAUCAGGAUACCCACAUGAAGUUGUGAAACAAUGAGAGAUGGGAGCUCCAACAAAAGCAAGCUUUCAUGGACCAAAUCACUCGUGAAGAAGUGGCUCAAUAUCAAGAGCAAAGCCCAAGACUUUCUCGCCAAUGAUGUCGAUUAUGGAGGUGGUGAUGAAUAUUGGAAGAACAACUUCUCUGAGAGGGAAGCAUGCACCACCAAGAAAAGCAAAACAGAGAGAAUGAAUAAAAGAAGCUCUGAUCGGGUUUGGCGAAGUAAGAUUGAUCUUGAUCCCUCACAGGUCACAGAUGUGCAUAAUUAUAGGAUUUUUGUUGCUACAUGGAAUGUGGGGGGAAAAUCUCCCCCAAGUUAUUUAAAUCUUGAAGAUUGGCUUCACACCUCCCCUCCUGCUGAUAUUUAUGUUCUUGGGUUUCAAGAAAUUGUUCCUUUGAAUGCGGGUAAUGUGUUGGGUACCGAAGAUAAUGGCCCCGCAAGAAAAUGGCUCUCUCUUAUUCGAAAGACUCUAAACAGUCUUCCUGGAACUAGUGGGAGUUGCCAUACACCUUCUCCAAUCCCUGAUCCAAUUGUUGAACUAGAUGCCGAUUUUGAGGGAUCAACAAGACAGAAAGCUUCGUCUUUCUUUCAUCGCAGGUCAUUCCAAUCCCUGAGCCGUAGCAUGAGAAUGGAUAAUGACAUGUCAAUGUCACAACCACGACUUGAUCGUAGAUUUAGCGUAUGUGAUCGAGCUAUCCUUGGUCACAGGCCUAGUGACUGUGACCAAAGUUAUAGAUGGGGUUCCUCUGAUGAUGAGAAUGUAUCUGGGGAUUCACCAGUUACUGCUCAGUAUUCUCAAUAUUCACCAACAUCCUACAGUGGAUCAUUUGCCAUGGAGGAUAGAGACAGACAGAGAGGGCACUCAAGGUACUGUUUGGUUUCUAGUAAGCAAAUGGUCGGAAUAUAUCUAACGGUAUGGGUGAAGAGUGAUCUCAGGGAUGAUGUUCGCAACAUGAAAGUGUCUUGUGUUGGCAGAGGCUUGAUGGGUUAUCUAGGAAACAAGGGUUCAAUUUCAAUCAGCAUGUCUUUGCACCAAACAACAUUUUGCUUCAUCUGCAGUCAUUUGACCUCUGGGCAGAAGGAGGGAGAUGAGCUUAGAAGAAACUCUGAUGUUAUGGAGAUUCUGAGAAAGACAAGGUUCCCCAGGGUUCAUGGCAUGAGAGAUGAGAACUCUCCUCAAACAAUUUUAGAGCAUGAUCGUAUCAUUUGGCUUGGGGAUUUGAAUUAUCGGAUUGCAAUGUCUUACCGUUCUGCUAAGGCUCUUGUUGAGAUGCACAAUUGGAGGGCACUGUUAGAGAAUGAUCAGCUCCGGAUAGCGCAGAGAAAAGGACGAGUGUUUGAGGGAUGGAAUGAAGGGAAAAUAUAUUUCCCUCCCACAUACAAGUAUUCAAAUAACUCAGAUAGAUAUGCAGGUGAUGAUAGGCAUCCAAAGGAGAAGCGAAGGACUCCAGCAUGGUGUGAUCGUAUAUUAUGGUACGGAAGAGGCCUAAAUCAAGUAUCUUAUGUUCGUGGAGAAUCAAGGUUCUCAGAUCAUAGACCCGUGUACAGUAUAUUUCUGGCAGAGGUUGAAUCUAUAAACCGUAACAGAAUCAAGAAAAGCAUGAGUUCUGCCAGUUCAAGGAUUGAGGUCGAAGAGCUGUUGCCAUACUCUCACGGAUAUACUGAACUCAAUUUCUUUUAAGGGUCAAAUUCCUUAGUAUGCUCCCUCAAGACAUCAAAAGCCAGAUCCUUUGUGCUGCACUUUUGCACAAGCAGUCCAAGAUCAUGUGAAGUAGAUGGGGUUCGGUAGGAGUUUCAAUACUGUUUUGCCAUCCCAGUCAAUCAGGGUCCAAAGAAGCUCGAUAGCGAUAGGGACACAUGCCUACAACCCGAAGAGAAGGAUUAGUCCAUGAUUGUAUUGAUUCCAAAUAUGCAUAUUUUGAAGGCUUUUCCUCUUUUACAACAGGUACAGAUUUAAUUGUGAUGAUAAUAAGUUGUGAGUCCACAAACUCGAUGGCCUGCAAUUGGUUUCAUGAUGCGAAAAGCAUACAGUCUCUAACUAGGUAAUAGAAGUUGACUAAUUGGCCUCAAUUAUUGUUUGGUGUAAAUGAUGGAAACAGCCAUAUCGAUUUGUUGAAUAUGUAAGACGUAGAACGAGGGGGGAGAAAUGUUAGUCUUGGCGAUUUUGGGUUUAUUGACAGUUGUUUAUUAGUAGAAAUAAAAAUAGAGUUGUUUGAUGCGAAAACAAGAUAGAGAAUGUUUUUCAGGAAUUUUUCCAG
Messenger RNA from Carica papaya (papaya), 2593 nucleotides. Its product is annotated as DNAse I-like superfamily protein. The record is from RefSeq and is a predicted model, not a curated record. Gene Ontology annotation, molecular function: phosphatidylinositol-4,5-bisphosphate 5-phosphatase activity; inositol-polyphosphate 5-phosphatase activity; phosphatidylinositol-3,4,5-trisphosphate 5-phosphatase activity. Gene Ontology annotation, biological process: phosphatidylinositol dephosphorylation. NCBI's taxonomy places the organism in Eukaryota, Viridiplantae, Streptophyta, Magnoliopsida, Brassicales, Caricaceae.